This is a messenger RNA of Cicer arietinum (chickpea), 2029 nucleotides long. RefSeq lists its product as uncharacterized. Gene Ontology annotation, molecular function: protein kinase activity; ATP binding. Gene Ontology annotation, biological process: protein phosphorylation. The record is from RefSeq and is a predicted model, not a curated record. NCBI's taxonomy places the organism in Eukaryota, Viridiplantae, Streptophyta, Magnoliopsida, Fabales, Fabaceae.
ACUGAAGCAACAAACUCAGAAAGCAAAAGUUGGUUUUCUCGCUUUCUCACUCUAUAGAAUCGUCGUUUUGCAAUUGUCAUUGUCGUUGUCGUUUUACUUUUAGGUUUUCAAAUGGAAAAAGUCGUUGGAGGAAAGUAUAAAAUUGGUCGGAAAAUUGGUAGUGGAUCAUUCGGUGUAAUUCAUAUUGGAGCACAUGUUGUAACUUCUGAGCUUGUGGCAAUUAAGAUGGAGAACAAGAAAACCAAACAACCACAGCUAUUGUAUGAGGCCAAGUUAUAUAAUAAUCUUAAAGGAGGAAGUGGUAUUCCGCGAAUGAAAUGGUUUGGUACCGAUGGAGACUAUAAUGUUCUAGUUCUUGAGCUUAUGGGACCGAGUCUCGAAGACCUCCUUUACUACUCUGGGGGGAUGUUUUCGCUAAAAUCGGUUUUGAUGUUGGCUGAUCAGAUGCUUACCAGGAUCGAGUAUUUACAUUCCAAGGGAUUCCUGCAUAGAGAUAUCAAACCAGAUAACUUCCUUAUGGGUCUUGGGAAGAAAGCAAAUCAGGUUUGUAUGAUUGAUUUUGGACUCUCAAAAGGAUAUAGGGAUCCUAUUUCAUACAAGCAUAUCCCUUACAGAGAGAACAAAAACUUAACAGGGACUGCACGUUAUGCAAGUUGCAAUACUCACAAAGGAAUUGAACAAAGUCGCAGAGAUGAUUUAGAGUCUCUUGGCUAUGUUCUUUUGUACUUUUUAAGAGGAAGUCUUCCUUGGCAAGGUCUGCAAGCUGCCACAAGAACGCAAAAAUAUGAAAAACUUUGUGAAACGAAGUUAUCAACUCGCAUUGAGGUACUUUGCAAGGCAUAUCCUGUGGAGUUCGCUUCUUACUUUCAUUAUUGCCGCUCCUUGACAUUCGAUCAACGACCAGAUUAUGUAUAUUUGAAGCGCCUGUUUCGUGAAUUGUUCACUUCUAAAGGAUAUGUUUCUGACUAUUUAUUUGACUGGACGAUUUUAAAAUAUCAGCAGAUGCAACAGACAAAGGCACAAAGUCAACCAACUGCCCCCGUUGCUGUGCUUAGCAUUCUUGAACCAGUGGAUGUUGAUCAGCAUCAAGAAGUCAAUGGUUGUACUCAAAAUGAUGUGGCAAAACCAACAAUCUAUUCCAAUCGUCCACGUGUUUGUAUGAAACUCAGGGUAUCUAAUGCUGAUAAUUUUGAUGAUGAGAAUGAGAUUCAAACAGAAAAACAAAAUGUGAAUACUAGUUCACCUAUUUCCACUGCCAUGCCAAUAGUCUCUACCGAAAAUGUCCCAAAACAGGAAAGGACUGUAGAAACCUUAAACGCGGAUCGCGUGUUAGAGAGUAAAUGUGGUGCUUUAGGUAACUUUGUUCCUUCGCUACGCCGAGUUUCAUCCUUCAAAUAGAAGGUGUGGGGUGUAGAAACUAGAACGAUUCAAGAUGAAGAAACUUACAAGGACAUUGUUGUGAAGCUUGAGGUCGAGCAUUGAGUAUAAGGAGAAGCAUGUUUUGAAGUUGAACAUAGUAGUUUGACCCAUAUUCGAAGAGAUCUUGGUAGAGGGGUCUAAUGACACUACUGAUGGUGUGUAAGAACUUGAAGAAGAGUUGAUGGCCGAUCUCGCGUUGAUUGACUUGCCUAAUUUCAUUUAAUGUUAAGUUACCAUUUUCGAAGGAAGUGCUGCUAAUUUGAAAUCGGUAGACAGUUAUUAUCGGUUACAAAAGCAACAUGAUGGCAAAGCACAAAGGCUCUUUAGUUAUAAUUAGAAUUGAAUUAUUGUAAAUAAACUCAAAUAAGUCAAUAUAAACAUAUCACAAGACAAAUGCUAAACUCUGCUUGGGUAAGUGUCAAGCUCUUAAAGCAUGGAAGUUGCUUUCUUAAUUUCUUAAAAAUUAUAGUAUUAGCAAUGUAACAGGAGGUGAGAUUCUCACACUUCUAACACUAGACGCCACACACAUCCGAAAACAAUGUAUAGUUCUCUGCAGUUCCCACACCUUUUUUUAUUAGAUUCGAGUAACAUAGUUGUUCAUUUUCUUUGA